AUGACCCUGAUGGUCAGCGCAUCAAGGACAAAAGUAAAAGAGUAUGGCGCUGUUGCCUCCUGUGAGAUUCCUGACACCCCUCCCCCACCCAUCACCUUCACUCAAUACCAGGUUGAGAUGCAAAUGAGGAGACUUCACUCAGGCAAGUCUGCUGGACCAGACGGAGUGAGUCCCCCCGUCCUCAAGGCCUGUGCCCCCCAGCUGUGUGGAGUCUUUCAUAAACUGUUUAUGCUGAGUCUGCAGAGGGUACCAGUGAUGUGGAAGACAUCAUGCCUCGUCCCUAUUCCAAAGACGCCACGUCCCAGUGGCCCCCAGGAUUACAGGCCCGUGGCACUGACCUCCCACAUCAUGAAGACCCUGGAAAGGCUCAUCCUGGACCAGCUGCGAUCCAUUGUCAGACCACAUCUGGAUCCCCUUCAAUUUGCUUAUCAGCCUCGUCUCGGAACAGAGGACGCCAUCAUCUACCUGCUCAAUCGUGUCUACACCCACCAGGACCAGCCGGCGAACAUGUUUUUUGACUUUUCCAUGCGUGGAAUGAUCAUUGUUCAGUCAGCUGGGUACAGAUGUGGAGAUAAAGCAAUCUGUCCUCAGAGUGACACUCUGGACAACGUCAGGAACAGCUGUGAUGGAAAAACAGUGUGUGACAUAAAGUCAAACAUUACUUAUGAUCCUGGAGUCUGCAGAUACCUGGAGACCACCUACGCCUGCUUCACACACCACAGUGUAACAUGUGAAGGAUCUCAGUCAAACCUUCAGUGUGGUGAAGGACAGGUUAUAGUCGUCUCCUGGGCUAAUUAUGGUCGCCGUGACACGACCACGUGCCCUGAUGGACGUCCUGAUUCUCAGCUCCAAAAUGUUAACUGCUCCUGGUCCACAAGCAUGGAAUAUUUUACUAAAAUGUGUAACUGGCAGAACAGCUGUACUGUUAAAGCACCAAGCUCAGUAGAUCCAUGUCGUGGCACCUACGAGUACCUGGAGGUGUUUUUCACUUGUCAGGAUGCUUCCUGCCCUCCUGGUUGGACUUGGUUUGGAGGUCGCUGUUUCAUCUUUAACAGCAGCAUGAAGAACUGGCCUGAUGCUGAGAGAUCCUGUGAGACACUCGGUGGACAUCUGGCCUCAUUCCACAGCACAGCUGAGUACACCUUCAUCAGAGAGCUCACUCACACAGCAGCAGGGUUGUAUGAAACGGCUUGGGUUGGAGGCAACGACAGAGAAAUUAAAUGUUGGUGGAUGUGGAGUGAUGGUUCCCAGUUUGACUUCCCAAACUGGGCCAAAGGAGAACCAAAUGAUGCUGGAGGAAGAGAAGAUUGUAUGAUGAUAAACUAUGGAGGACGGGAUUAUGUCAACGAUGCAGGGUGUAACGCCAACAAACCUUUUGUUUGUGUCAGAGAUCCAUAACUGCUUCUUCAUGUGCUGACAGAUUUGAAUUGAUGAUGUCACUUCCAUCACUGCUGGUGGAUGUAUUGACAAAUAUGGUUUCAUAUAACAUGUCAAGGAGAUUGACAUCCCUCAGCUUAUCUCCAUCCAAGAGUGAAAUAAAGGACAACUAUCAAGCCUUUUCAUGGUUAAAGUAACACAGAGUGCUAUAGCAGUAUAUCUAUAUGUGAUUCUGCUAAUAGUUCAUUAUGUAUAAAUUUCUAAUCAAAUAUGAGUAUAAUCAAUAUAAUAUAUGAGAAAUGAAACUUCCGUAAUGCUUGAACUUUGCCCUGGUUUUUAUUUGUGCUGCAGGGGCUGAUCUAGAGAAAUUUACUUAAG
Molecule: messenger RNA, 1755 nt
Organism: Oreochromis aureus
Lineage: Eukaryota; Metazoa; Chordata; Actinopteri; Cichliformes; Cichlidae
Product: secretory phospholipase A2 receptor-like
Exons: 10
Coding region: 1-1398 (465 amino acids)
Molecular function (GO): carbohydrate binding
Source: RefSeq, a predicted model, not a curated record